Syngnathoides biaculeatus (alligator pipefish) is the source of this 2005-nucleotide messenger RNA. Its product is annotated as leucine-rich repeat-containing protein 17. Bases 44 to 1111 code for a protein of 355 amino acids. Lineage: Eukaryota; Metazoa; Chordata; Actinopteri; Syngnathiformes; Syngnathidae. The transcript is spliced from 2 exons. Gene Ontology annotation, cellular component: plasma membrane. The record is from RefSeq and is a predicted model, not a curated record. Gene Ontology annotation, molecular function: protein binding.
CGCUGGAUGUCGACGAGCAUCUGCUGUUUGAGUGUGCGGAGCCAUGAGGGAGUUUCUGCUCUUCCUCCUGGCUGUGUCAGCUGCAUCUUCCAGGUCUCACGUCAACUGGUGCGAGCUGGGUUGCGACUGUCAUGGGGAUCUGAGGUUUGCAAUCUGUUCGCGAGCUUUCUUCACCCAGCUGCCUGCCAGAAUCCCGUCCACCACAGAGUUUCUGGACCUGUCCGUCAACCGGAUUGCCAUCAUCCCCGAGCAGUCUUUUAACAAGAACCGCAAGCUGCGUGUGCUCUUUUUGCAGAACAACAACAUAAGUGUGGUGGAGGAUGGUGCCUUCUUGCACCUGGAGUUCCUGCAGAAGCUGGACUUAAGCAGGAACCAGAUCUCCGCCCUAGGAAAAGGCUUUUCAGUUGGUUUGACCUUCCUACGAGAACUGCAGUUGGCCCACAACUCACUGAGCACCCUGGACAGCACCAGCUUCAUGCACCUGGACAGUCUCCAGAGGUUGAACCUAAGCGGCAACAACAUCCGCACCAUACAGCUCAGAUCAUUUGCCUCCAUGAGCAGCUUGCGCCAUCUGCACCUGGAGGGCAACCGAUUGACGUCUCUGAACAGUGGGAUCUUCUCCAUGCUGCGCUCCCUGGAGGUCCUCAACUUGGCCGGAAACCACAUCAACGAGACACAGGUGGGCGUCUUCAAACCCCUCACCAGCAUGACCCUCCUCAACCUGGCCCACAACCGGCUGACCGGCAUAUACUUCAAGACCUUCCUGAGCAUCCACACCUACAGCACCCAUAUCCUGCUGGAGGGAAAUCCCUGGAAUUGUGACUGUGACCUGCAGAGAGUUUUCCGCAAGUUGCGGAGCAUCCAGAGACUCUUCCUGGAUGAUUACUCCAACUUGACGUGCGGGAACCCCGCAAUUCUACGCAACUACCGGUUGACCCAGGUGGACACAGAACUGUGCAUCGCCGAGACUGUCACCGUACUCAUCAUCACCGUUACUGUUGUUAUCACGGUGCUGGCUGCCAUGCUUAUGGGAGAGAGGAAGAGAAAAAAGAAGAAGAAAAGGAAGCACUGGACACAGCAGGGAGAACUCUCAGAUGAGUCAGAUUACUGACUUUUUCAUUUGUAGUAUUUUUAAAUUUUCCUUUAAAGUGAUACCUUGACUUACGAGUCCCCCCCGAGUUACAGUUUUAUUUUUUAGUUACGUAUAAGUUGUCAGUUAUUUAUUAUUCUUUUUCCUUUGUGUUCCGAGGCAAUAAUUGAGAUAAGCGCGAGUGAGCUUCAGCUACGUUGUUGCUCCAAUGAAGUGAAAAAAGUUCAGCGCCCGAGUGAUGCUAGCAACGGUGGUGGUGGAUUCUGUAUCUACGAUUGUAGCCCACAGCAUUAAAUGUAGUGACCGUGUGCUAUUUGCAGUAAUGUUGGCAGCUCAGGUGUGAGCCAGCGUUAGAAGGGUGAAAUCGUUAAACAGAUGGAUAGGGAGGGUCCACCAGGAACUUGUCUUUUGGUCUAAGGCCACCCUGGAUGGUUGUUUUUGCCAGGUUUGUGCUGGAGGAUCUAGCUGCCAACAGCAAUUCAUAAAAAUGUAAAGUACUAAUCCAAGGAUCUUGACUGAUGCGGUGAGUCAACUGGAAACUGUUAGUAACCACUUACGUAAUUAUUGGGAACAAGGAAAAGAGUUGACAGCAUCAAUAAGCAUGAAUAGUCUAACAUACUCUCAUUUAGCUCUUUCUUGCACAUAGGCCGUCUUAUAUCGAUAGCAUGUAGUCUAUCACCUUGAAUGAAAAUUUAAAUAUUGUCAACAAUUGUCAAUACGAUGCUAGUCAUUUGUGGAAGUGCUACGUCGGCACAGGUAGUAAGAUCAGUUGUUGACGGCGGAAAUGCUUCAUUGAGCUAUCAAAGAGUAAAGAUUUUGCUUACCGCAUCCGAGAUCCAGAAUUGAAGGAGAAUGGAACAAUAAUCAUUGUAUCAUCAUCACUCAUCAUAUUGGAAUGCAUUGGACAAAUUACAA